GGCGCUGAAGCCAUCUCGGGGUGCGGGCAGAGCGGAGGGGCCUCAUGGCGCUGCGGAGGGCGCUGAGCGCGCAGGGGCGCAGGUGUGCGCAGCGCCUCUGCUCCGCGGCCUGGGGGGACACCAUCUUCGCUCUGUCCUCCGGGCACGGCCGGUGCGGGGUGGCCGUGAUCCGGACCAGCGGCCCCGGCAGCCGCGGCGCCCUGCAGAGCCUCACCGGCCGCCCCGCGCUGCCCCCGCCCCGCGUCCUGGCCCUGAGGCGCAUUCGGGACCCCGCCACCGGGGAGCCCCUCGACCGAGGCCUCGUCGUCUGGUUCCAAGGACCCCAGAGCUUCACUGGGGAGGACUGCGCCGAGCUGCACGUGCACGGCGGGCCGGCGGUGGUGAGCGGGGUGCUGCGGGCGCUGGGGAGCCUGCCCGGGCUGCGUCCCGCCGAGCCCGGGGAGUUCACCCGCCGAGCGUUCCGGCGCGGGAAGCUGGACCUGACGGCGGCCGAGGGGUUGGGGGACCUCAUCCGUGCCGAGACCGAGGCGCAGCGGCGGCAGGCACUGAGGCAGAUGGAGGGGGAGCUGGGCCGGCUCUACCAGCGCUGGAGCGACACCCUCACCCAGGCUCUCGCCCACCUUGAAGCCUACAUUGACUUCAGUGAGGAUGACAACGUGGAGGAAGAGGUCUUGUCCCAAGGUGGGGAGUGGCAGGGAAACGAGGCAGGGGCUGGGACCCCCCAUCUGUGUUCUCUCAAUGUGAUUCCUCAUCUCUCCCCAGUGGAUGCCACCGUGCAGGCACUGGAGCAGGAGAUUGGUUCCCACCUCCAGGAUGGGCGCCGUGGGGAGCUGCUGCGAGGGGGGGUCCGUGCUGUCAUCGCUGGCCCCCCCAAUGUGGGCAAGAGCAGCCUGCUCAACCUGCUGUGCCAGCGUCCAGCAGCCAUCGUGUCACCGGUGGCGGGGACAACGCGGGACGUGGUGGAGGUGGCCCUGAAUGUUGGUGGUUACCCACUGGUGCUGAGCGACACGGCUGGGCUCCGCGAUGCCACCGACCCCGUGGAGCAGGAGGGGGUCAGCCGUGCACGGCACCGGCUGCGGGAAGCAGAUCUGGUGCUGGCUGUGCUGGAUGCCACGGCAGUGCCCACCGAGCCAGCGGGGCUGGGGUCUGCGCUGGGGUCCCUGCAGCCCCCCCCCACCACCCCCUGCAUCCUGGUGCUCAACAAGGCCGACCUCCUGAAGGGAAACGGGGGGUCCCUGCAUGCUGCCUGCGCCCAGGGACACCCCAUGCCCCCUAUCACCUUCCUCUCCUGCAAGACAGGCGAGGGGCUCGAGCACCUCCUGGUGCUGCUGGCGCGGGAGCUGGCACGGCUGUGUGGAGACCCCCUCUCGGGCUCGCCCAGCCUGACACAGAGCCGGCACAGCCUCCACCUGCGGCAGUGCAUGGUGGCGCUGGCGCGGUACGGCCGGGAGCGCCAGAGUGACCUGGGGCUGGCGGCCGAGCGGCUGCGGCUGGCACGGAGGCACCUCGGCAGCAUCACCGGGCACGUGAGCACCGAGGACGUCCUCGACAUCAUCUUCAGGGACUUUUGUGUUGGCAAGUGAUGGGCACAAUGCGGGGGUCCCCGGCUGCGGU
Neopsephotus bourkii (Bourke's parrot) is the source of this 1614-nucleotide messenger RNA. RefSeq names its product GTP binding protein 3, mitochondrial (gene GTPBP3). Gene Ontology annotation, biological process: tRNA methylation; tRNA wobble uridine modification. Gene Ontology annotation, molecular function: GTP binding; GTPase activity; protein binding. Gene Ontology annotation, cellular component: cytoplasm; mitochondrion. The record is from RefSeq and is a predicted model, not a curated record. NCBI's taxonomy places the organism in Eukaryota, Metazoa, Chordata, Aves, Psittaciformes, Psittacidae.